Messenger RNA from Stegostoma tigrinum, 1865 nucleotides. RefSeq names its product palmitoyl-protein thioesterase ABHD10, mitochondrial-like. Gene Ontology annotation, biological process: protein depalmitoylation. Gene Ontology annotation, molecular function: palmitoyl-(protein) hydrolase activity; hydrolase activity, hydrolyzing O-glycosyl compounds. The transcript is spliced from 4 exons. Gene Ontology annotation, cellular component: mitochondrion. The record is from RefSeq and is a predicted model, not a curated record. The coding region runs from base 3 to 770 and encodes 255 amino acids. NCBI's taxonomy places the organism in Eukaryota, Metazoa, Chordata, Chondrichthyes, Orectolobiformes, Stegostomatidae.
UCAUGAAUAUUCAGUGUCCCUUCCCAUUCGCCCCUCUUGGUGUUAUGGCGGCUGCAGUACUGCGUCGGUUGCCGGGCCUGAUCGCUGUAGGAAGCAGCGCCUUGUGGCGGCCGGUACCCUGGCCUCAUGCUGUGGGGUGCUGUAAGAAAUCCACCAAAUACCUAGCUCGUCCAGAUCAACCUAAGUUAGCAUAUAAGAAAAUAAAAGGUAGAAGCCCAGGAGUCAUUUUCCUGCCUGGUUUUGCCUCAACUAUGAAGGCACAGAAAGGAUUGGAGCUUGAGGAUUUCUGCAAAUCACUUGGGCAUUCAUUUAUCAGGUUUGACUAUUCAGGAUGUGGUGCGUCCGAAGGAAAGUUCAGCGAGAGUACAAUAGGACAGUGGAAGAAGGAUGUUUUGGCUGUGCUUGAUGAACUGUCAGAAGGACCACAAACACAGAAAGAAAUAGAAGCAAAAGGAGAAUGGUACUUGCCAAACCUCCAAAAGGGUUCAGAAUUCCACAAGAUUCCUUACACCUUUCUUAAAGAUGCUGAAAAUCACCGUGUGUUGCAUAGUACCAUUCCAAUAACUUGUCCUGUGAGGCUUAUACAUGGUAUGAAGGAUGAUCAUAUUCCUUGGCAGAUCUCACUGAACGUGGCACAAAAUGUUCUUUCUUCGGAUGUUGAUCUUAUUCUUCGCAAACAUGGUCAGCAUCGAAUGGCUGAAAAAGACGAUGUCAAAUUGAUAGUAAACAUAAUUGAUGAUGUAAUAGACAAACUUAGAACAAUGGCAUAACUGUGAAGGUUUAGAAAUUAGUACCACACAUGUAAAUAGUUAACUGUACUCUGAAUGAAUGGAAGCCAUUUUCAUUGUUGGUUCCUGUGAAGUCAAUACUCUAUGCAAAACAUUUUUAAACUGCUCACAACAUCUGUUGUGAGCAAUGUACCUUAGAGAAAAAGUUUGUUCUCAGCAACUGAAAAUGAUGCCCACAUUUUGGUAAAUGGCCAACAUGAGGCAAUAUCUGAUCGCACGCCAUUUGAGCAGUGAGCAUUGCUUGUGUAAUCUAAUUCCUAAAGAUAUGUAGCUAUACCUGUUACUUUGUAAUGCUACAGCUGGUGGACUGAUUUUACUUUCCCAUUGGUCAUUUAAAUGGAAAUAAUAUCCCAUACGUGAUUAAUAAGAUGCGUCUCAAAUUGCUGCAUUUGUACAUAGGUAUGCUAGCAGUCUCAAUCAAAAGAAUCUAAUACUAUUGCCAGACAUAUUUGCUAACUACAAUUCAGUUUUUUUUUCUCUGUUCCUGUGUACAUAUUAUGCAUUACUUUUGAUAAUGUGACUGAUUUCUAUAAUAUCUGUGCUUUGAGUCUCAAAACUUGCAUUGUAUAAUAGUUGUGUUUUCUACUACUAUAUGCUGGGAACAUCCCUGGAAAAAAUAAAUUGCUAAUGUUGAUAUUUUAUAAAACUGGUUGUAGAAGUAAUAUAAAAACAUGCUAUUUCAUAAAUCAUUGGAACUUUGUCCAUACUUUCAUAUUAACUUCAAGAUUGGUGUCUCAUCAAGAAUGUUGCAUUGAGGAGAUAUUGAGAUAAAAUAUUUUGUCCUGAACAGCUAUAAUGGAUUUGCUAAAAUUUUUCAAUAUUUUUAGGAAAACUACAGAGUUACAUCAAAUAUUGCAGCAUAACAUAUCACCUGCCUUCUGAGACUUAGAUGCAGUUUGAUUUCAUAGUAAAUAAACAACUCUCGGUUAGAUAAUUGAUAAGAGGAAACCAUGAAAAUGUCUGCUGUGUAAACUGGAAGGCCAGCCCUGCGUGAAAGGGAUUUUUUUAUUUGUUUUCAAAAUACCUCUUAAUAACUUUACAGAUAGUAACCUAUGCAAUUUCAAGCACAUUGUCAGA